AUGGAACAGAAAAUUAAUAUGAGCGUAUUUUAUAAAAUUGGAACGUUUUUCCUUUUAACGUGGAUAUGUCAUUUUGUCAAUGAUGAUAGCAAGUUAAAUAAUAUUUUGAAUGCGCAAUAUAAUGUUGAUAGAAAAUUAGGUACAAGAACAUAUCGAUUACUAGCAAGACAUAAAAAUAAGAACGAUUCAGACAUUUUAUUUUUAAAUGAAGAGAUGCCAAAUAAUAGAGUGUACAAUAAAAAAGGGGAAACUUGCAGAAGGAAACGAUCAAAUGGAAGUUCAUUUAAUAAUGAAGAAGACUAUGAACAAAUUGGGAAAAGUAUACCUUAUUUAUACACAAAAAGAUGUUCAAAUCCUAAUAAAAGGAAGGUGGACAAAUUAUAUUACUUAUGUAAAGUUAGGAAUAUAAUGAAUACUGAUAUAACUAAUUUAAGAAGUAGUGUCCGUGAUAAAUAUGUGUUUCUUAUUACUUCUUUUAUUGUGCUUUUAGGAAUUGCAGCGGCAUUAACUUUUGCAUUAAAUGAAAAAAGUUUUGAAAUUGGAACUAUUGCUAUUGAUAGUUCGUAUUUGCCAGAAUUUAUUGUUCUUUUAGCAAUACCUGUUAUAAUUUUAUUAAUUUUUAUUUACAUCUUCAGAAAUGUUGUAAAAACCCAUAGAACAGCGAAUUUUAAAUGUAAAUUGCACAAAACGAAACAUGUUUUACUAAAAUAA
Molecule: messenger RNA, 711 nt
Organism: Plasmodium malariae
Lineage: Eukaryota; Apicomplexa; Aconoidasida; Haemosporida; Plasmodiidae
Product: Plasmodium exported protein, unknown function
Exons: 2
Coding region: 1-711 (236 amino acids)
Source: RefSeq, a predicted model, not a curated record